Molecule: messenger RNA, 1997 nt
Organism: Sorghum bicolor (sorghum)
Lineage: Eukaryota; Viridiplantae; Streptophyta; Magnoliopsida; Poales; Poaceae
Product: calmodulin-binding protein 60 A
Exons: 7
Coding region: 205-1707 (500 amino acids)
Biological process (GO): regulation of salicylic acid biosynthetic process
Cellular component (GO): nucleus
Molecular function (GO): DNA-binding transcription factor activity; sequence-specific DNA binding; calmodulin binding
Source: RefSeq, a predicted model, not a curated record
AGUAUUCCUCCUCCGUCCUCCCCCCGCCCCCGGCCGCGAAAAUAAAUAACGAGCUGAAUUGCGAGCUCAGCCGCGUCUCAAGUGUCCGGACUUCGCAACAUCACGCGUCAUUCGUCGUCGUCGUCUUCCUUUUCUGCUAGUGGAUAGUGCUCUCCCUCCGGCCGCGUUUCGCCCGAUUUGCGCCUGCCAAGCUCCCGGACGGCAAUGUCGCUCUCUCGGCCUCGUCGGGGAAGGGACGACGAGGAGAAGGAUACCGUUUGGAUCGGUGGUGAGGCGUCGACGCCAGCGAAGCGACCGCGGUGCUGCUCCUGCUCCUGCUCCUGCUGCAGCCACCACCAGGAGACAAAGGAUUUCUAUGAGGCUCAGAUUGAGAUCCUCAAGAAGGAAAUGCAAUGCAUGUCCAAGGAGUUGAUUGAGGAGCGCAAAAGCUUUCAGAGAGAGAUGCAAAGAUUUUACCAGAAUUCCCAGCUGCAGCUCAAGGAACAGAUCAGUGAACAACAUCGGAGGAUGGAACAGCUGAUCCGGGAACAAUUCAACACCUUGAUUUCGGAGACAAGUGCACUUGGAGAACAUGUUCGGAAAUGCAGUGAUCUCAGGGUUUUAUCCCCUUUGAACGAAAUAAGAAUAUAUCGGUUGAAAUUUGAGAAUAAGUGCUGCAAUGACAAGUACUCGAGACAUGACAUAAUGGCAGAUGAUGGAAGUCCUAUUAAGGUAGCCAUAUAUGAUCAAGAAAAUAGGGUAAUCACAAAUGGACCCUUGUCCUCCAUUCAAGUUAAGAUUGUUGUCCUGGAUGGUGAGUUUAACAAGGAAAAUAAAGAGCAGUGGAGUGAAAACUCCUUCAAAACAAGCAUAGUACACUGCCGGCCAGGAAAACAACCGUUGUUUGCCAAUGAACUGUAUCUAAGGCUUCAAAAUGGUGUGGCUCCCCUCUGCGGCGUUAAAUUCCAAGACAACUCAAGUUUUGUUCCAAGCAAGAAGUUCAGGUUGGGAGCCAUGGCAGAUGAUGAUAAUAUAUCAGAAAAAAUUCUGGAAGGGAUAUCUGAAUCUUUUGCUGUGAAGGAUGGUCGCGGUUACCAGAAAAAGAAGGAUCAGUUUCCAUCUCUAAGUGACCCGAUAUACAAGCUGAAGAAAAUUGCAGAAAAUGGUGACAGACGCAAGCUACUGGAGAAGAUGAACAUAAAUCUGGUUAAAGACUUUUUGUGGUGCUACAAUAAGGAUAUAAACAAUCUUCGUGAAGCUUGUCAAAAUAUCCCAGACCAUGAUUGGAACAUCAUAGUUGGACAUGCUCUUAGUUGUAAACCAGGACCUGAACAUUAUUCAUACAACAUUCCUGGAACAGACACUACAAUUUUCUUCAGCUCACUAUACAAAAUUGUUGGUGCAGAAUUCAAUGGCAAAUAUGCUUCUUAUGAAGAACUUAACAUUACUCAGAAGGGUAUAGUGCAAGGCUCCAAGGCGAAAGCAUAUGACAAUCUGAAACAUGAGGUGAUCACUGGAGAAAGCCCUCGCCCCCGUCAACGUUGGGUGAAAGUUGUGACUAUGGUCACAACUCUUCACUUCUGGAGCAAGAAGCCUGAGCCGCCAUGUCCACACUUUGAGAUACCAGAUGUGUCCAUAGACAAUAUUUGGGCAGACAAUGAUAUUCUGAAUCUGUUGAUGGAGCCGGAAACAAGUUUCGAGAUGACAGAGCAGCAUGUUCGAGGCUAAGCUCCUUAUAUUGUUUCUCUAUGAAAAUUUCUGUAGGCCGCUCCAGCUGCCUAAGCCUAAAUCCACUGAAUGGAUAACACUUGAGUGGUCAGUUGGUCACAAUUUGCGUUAGAUGAAUACUCACUGUCUGUAGUUAAUGUUGCUUGGAUAUUGUGUGAACAUGAUGAGGUUACUGGCUGUUCUCUAUAUUCUGUUAGGUGUAAACAUAAUGCUGUGGGAUUAUUUGACAGACAAAGAUAUUUUUGUAUUCAGGCUCUUGUGCAACAGGUGAUUUCGCUUCAGUUUGGAGA